Messenger RNA from Symsagittifera roscoffensis, 5288 nucleotides. RefSeq lists its product as uncharacterized. Lineage: Eukaryota; Metazoa; Xenacoelomorpha; Acoela; Convolutidae. The transcript has 6 exons. The coding region runs from base 313 to 5130 and encodes 1605 amino acids. The record is from RefSeq and is a predicted model, not a curated record. Gene Ontology annotation, molecular function: protein binding.
UCUAACCAAAAGAUAUUAGCUGCAGCCAGAUAUCAAUAAAUCAAAUGACGUUUGAUGAUUUGUAUCAUAAAGAUAUUACUGGUUUGAAAGGUUAGUAACAACUCACUUAAACAAACUUGGUUAGUCGCAUAAACUUGUCAACGUUAAAAAUUCUUCUUUUAUACAGUUCUUAUUCGUGACUUGAUUGUGUAAAUGGUGCCGUGUGUUUAUGAUACUUUUGCUCAAACUAAUUAAAUUACAGCGCUGUACGGCGCGUCCAAAUUUUUUCUCUGCCAAAACUCAAAUUGCUGCAAAAACGUUUAUAUCUUCAAAAUGGACGGGGAUUCGAGUGAUCAAGUUUUAACGGAGAGGAUGAAGGCUCUAUUGGCAAUCGAAGCAAUCAGGAGGCCGAAAAAACUGAGCAUUUUGGGACGGAAACCGGACAACGAAGAACUGCAGGCGAUUCGUGUGAUUCAAAAAUUCUACCGAGGUUUCUACAUAAGGAAACAGAUGAAGAAGCUGAAGCUAGCAAGAUGCAGGGAACUGGUCGUCAGGAACAAGUUCGGAUUGCGAUCUUUUCCCUACGGGUUUGUGUUGACAAAUCAGUACGAGCAGAGUUUCAGGCUCACUAAUAUCAUGGACGUGACAUACAACAGCAAGCUAGGCGAAGUGGUAAUCAUGGACACAAGGGGAAUUUCUUCGUGGAAAAAGUCGCAGCUUGAAAGGUCAGUUGAAAGACCCUUUCUGUUCGAAAAGUAUCAGUCUAAAUAUCUACGAUCAAUAGUAUACAGUCAAAAAAUGAACGUGUUCUACUCAAUUUCGAAGGACUAUUUUAUGAAGGUGAUCAACAAAGACUUCGAAGAGAUAUUCGAGGUGAAUGCUCCUGAAGCGAGGGCUCUUUUUAUAGUUCUCAAUCCAGUCAACGACCACAUAUGGUCCGUCGGACCGGAUGGCGUCAAAAUUUGGGCGCUGGUUAAAAGACCCGAACUUAACUGGAACUCAGUCAAAGCCAUGGUUAACUACUGGCUGGUGAAGAGAUCCGAUUUUCCAAACGUCGGCGGAGGAUGGACCCUGAAUGCUUAUUUUGACAUUCGAGGCGAAUAUUUCUUCGCCUGUUCGGAACAUUUAAUCGUAAUGUAUGAUCUGGAAGGAGCUGAAAUUGGCCGAGUCAACCAGUGUCACAUGGGCGAAAUCACAGGAGUGGAUCGAAGUGAUAAGAGUGAUUUUAUCGUCAGUUGUUCACAUGAUUCGACAGUGAAGGUCUGGAAACCCGUGGAAAAACGUCUUAAGUACGUUUUCACGUUUUACUGCGGAAAGAAAUUGACUGGUUUGACUAUUCAUCCAAAAGACGCAGGGAUUGCUUUAGUUUCUUCAGAAGACGGUUUCGUAAAAAUACUGUCGUUGGAUAGUUUUUCCGAAUUAAAUAGAGUUCACGUCAGCGAUCAUAGAAUUUUGAAAAUGGUCAUUACAACGGAUAAACAACUAGUGGUAGCCACUGCUAGAAACUGUUUCCUCUUCCAUUUGAACUACCAUUACAAGUACUGGGCGACAGCGAGAACGCCGAUGAAGAGUCUGGAAUUGUUGGAAUCUGACGGGAAGACGACGCGUGUUCAAGCGGUAGGAACUGAUAGUAGCAUUCGAAUGAUCUCGAGCAAGGGAUCGAAUAACUUCUCGACUGUUUUGCCGCCGCCUAAUGUAGCAGCCACGCACAACGUUAUCGGCGUAACGUGUCUGCGGGAAUACAGUUUGAUGUAUGUACUGCUUGACGAGCAAGUUGUGUGGGUUUAUACUGUUCGAACCAACCCUGCCUGUCAUAUAGACGCCUGGAACAUGGCAAGACACCAAGAAGAGAUCAUCAAGGAGUUGUUGGACGGGUAUCGCUCAGAAACAUUCGUCCGUUUUCCCACCGCGGCCGAUUUAGUUUACCCUGUUGUUGAAAAUGCUUAUGGAGCUGUAUCUGUUGUCCCAUGUACAACUAUAGCUUGUCUAAAUUCUAAGCUCAGAUUUUUCAGGAAGAACAUUGGAUACCUGUACACUGAUUCUAGUCUCUUUAUCCUUGUUGGAUUGGAAGACGGACGCAUUUUGUGCAUGGAUCCCUUGACAAGUUGCAAGAAACAUGUGGAUUUCCGGGUUGGCAAACACCCGAUUGAAAUGAUUCGUAGUGUCAAAGAAAGCGAUAUCCUCACUACUCUGUCUGUCGAGCAAGUAAGCAAAGCGUUUGUAUCAAUUUGGAAACUCCCGGACGUUGAGAUUGUCAAAGUGGUCUCGACAACCAAUGACUGUUUGAACUACUCAGUCGUAGCCAGAACUCUGAUGACUGGACAUGCGUCUGGAAUUCUGAACGUCUAUCUUUGGAACACAGAGAAAACUAACAAGUCCAAAGAUUCAAAUGCUGCGAGAAAAAGGUUCAGAGGGGCUGUGAAAAAGGUGAUGGCUGUGCAUAGUUUCCAGAAGUUCAGCCAUGCGGACUUGGAACCAGAUUCGGAUGAAGAUUAUGUUGACCUGGAGAAAGGUCAAAUGAAAAGAAAAAACACAGAGCAUCAAGGAAGAGUGUUGAAUAUCCAGUGCAACAAUUACCUUCAAGUGUUUCUCUCAAUCGGUGAAAAAGACCACAUGAUCAAAAUUUGGUCGAAGAGCAAAACAUUACUCAGAGAAGUCUGUCUGGACGCUACAUUAAGCAGCGCUUGCUUCGUGUCGAAUCUAGGCGACAUUGUUUUCUCAUACAAUCAUCACCUGUUUUUCAUGAGUAGGUUUUUUCUCUUUCCCGAGUUGAAAGACAUAAGAGAUGAUUAUGAUCCAGGGAGAGAUUUUGAGUCGUACAUACACGAAGGAUCUGAACUGAGGUUUGGAGCCGUGGCGCAACAUCAUAAACAACCAGAAUCACUGGAGUCCUACCUCAUACCAUUUUCCCUUCAGGAGAAUUUUUACCAAUCGAAGGAGUCCAUCAUAAAAUGGGACCAGGAAGGCCAGCGAAAAGUGGUAAUAGAUGAUGACGGUUCAGUUUCUACAGAAACCUCUUUCGACUCUUUAAGAGCAGAUUCGGAAACAUACGCAUCAAUUGGAAGCUUUGCUGAAAACCGAUACAGCCAUUGGGAUAUUAUAAAGCCCCUUAGCACCAUAGAUGCAUUCGAAGACGACGAUUUUUCUACGAUUUCGGGAGCGUCGUCGCCGGAACUAGUGAAUGACUUUGGUGACGCUUACAUGUCCUCGAAUCUGACUCGGCGCGACCCGCUACUCGUGGCUGCGAAGUUCAGGUUGCCGAAAAUGGUGUCGACGCCAACCCCUCUAAGUCCCAUUCUAAAAGACCAGCUGAACGAUGUAAUAGAAGGGAGCGAAGUCGCAGACGAUGAUUUGCAACAGCAAGGCGCCAAAGAGUCACUCGAAGUAAUUGAUAAAAAAGACGAAACGAUUGCCGGUGAGCCAGAAAACGAGCAGGCGAAACCACAGGUAUCAAUUCCAGUGCAUCUUCCGAUACCACCAGCGAAACCGGUGAUUGAACGGAAAACGCCGACAACUACACCGAUCUCUCGUGCUGCCUCAAAAUUAAGUGUCGUGACGCCGACGCCAUCAACACCAUCACAACCAGCUACCUCAGAAGCUCGUACCAUUCCUCAAAUCAUGAAGAAAUCUGCGACCCGCAGUGGUCGAGUAAGUCUUGCAAACAGACGAGUACGUCGAGGAGUAACCUCGGACCCUGAAACUGAAAUACCCGACGACAGAGGAAUGGAUGCAACUGGUAGUGCGGUCAUUGUUGACCGGAAAACAUCAAGCUCAUCGGCUAAAUUGACUGCAAAAUCAGCUAAAGUUUCAAAGAAAUCAGUCUCAAUCGAGCCGCCCCCAUUACCAACUAUUAAAGAUAUACCACAGGGAGCUGAAAUACAAGAUGCUGAGAAGCAUUCCAUCUCUUCUAGAAGUUACUCUGCUAUCCAAGUGCCGCGCUCGUUUGAAGAUACUCAUGGACCACCUAGUAUUUCGAUUGAAGAUGUUAACCACACAGAUAUUGACCACACAAUCAAAGUAUCUUUCUCGUCAAAGAUGGAUCCUAGAACAGACGUUAAGGGAACGGAAACCGAGGAUUUGCGCGAAGCCGCUGACUUCAAGAGUUCGCAGAACCAAACUGAGAAAGUUGAAACCUUCGGGAUUAGUUUGAAAGAGAAUGAUGGGUACUUCAAAACCUAUGAUAAAGCGGCGCUGGCGGCAGAGAAAAAUAUGCAAUGGGUCGAAAAAACUCUUCUGAAAAACGAAUUAAGGCAAAGACUGAAACAGCAAAGGGCGGAUGCAGUGAAAAACAAGAAACUGCAAGACAUGUUUAACGUGUGGUACAAGAAGCAACAGUUCGAAGAUCGUCAAACAUCAACAUCUGCAGAAGCGUUCUUCAAAAUCCUAGCCGCGGAUUUCAUAAACCAUAUAGUAGGCAGUGGUAUGGCUAUAGACGAACAAUCUUUGCCUGUUGCGCUUAGAGAAAUGCUGGCGUGUCGCAUAGCAGAACAGUCGAAGCUAGCCGAACAAUUCGAGAAUGAAAAAGCUGCGAGGCCAGGCGCAGGAGAAAAACUAAGCGAUUCUACCAAAUCUGAUCUAGUAAAACCAGCUGGACCUUAUCGAGUGCCAAGCAUGUAUGAUAUAGAACGUCAGAAAAGCACUGCAAAAGAGUUGGCACCAAAUAAUGACGAUAGUCGGUUCACUGUAGAGCCUGGAGAUAAUUCUUUCUUGCAGGCGACUAAUUCUAGAAGACAGUCAUUGGAUCUUAUCCGCGCCUCUUCGGCCGGGGCAAAGUCUAGGUCUGCUUCUAGGUUGUGCAAAAGCGCCAGUGCUGCUCGUAAACCAUCCGCCGGGAUUAUUACUGAUACAAUUCGCCGAAACAGUUUGUCGGAAAACGUCAGAUUAGAAAGAAGGCCCGCGACAACAACUAAUGCGGGAAUGCGGCGUCGAAAACUUACAAAGGAAGAGUUUAAUAUUCAGAGAGUUCAGUCGGCGAAAUCGAUUCCGAGCAAAUGCACAGAAUAUUAUCUGGUGCGAAUGCGACCCGCUUCCUCGUCACAAUUUGUAGCGCCUUCAAAAACGGAAAAAAAUCUGCUCGCGAAACGUUUUCCACAUAUUUACGAGCAAGCAGUAGGAUUAGCACGUGGAACCUACUCUGCGCCCCAAAAAUGAUUAAACUGAAAUAAACCUCGAAUAAUAAAAAAAAUAGUUACGCUCGUAUCAGUUUGAUGUAAGUUCAAAUGGGAGUUAGAAUUUAUAUUUUGAAACAAAAUAACCUAAAAUAAACAAGCAUAUCAUCUUAAAUUUACUUAAUGUUCAUUUCUGAAGAA